Molecule: messenger RNA, 5308 nt
Organism: Athene cunicularia (burrowing owl)
Lineage: Eukaryota; Metazoa; Chordata; Aves; Strigiformes; Strigidae
Gene: C2CD5
Product: C2 calcium dependent domain containing 5
Exons: 27
Coding region: 167-3544 (1125 amino acids)
Biological process (GO): intracellular protein transmembrane transport; positive regulation of D-glucose transmembrane transport; positive regulation of protein targeting to membrane
Cellular component (GO): plasma membrane
Molecular function (GO): calcium ion binding; calcium-dependent phospholipid binding
Source: RefSeq, a predicted model, not a curated record
UGACGCAACCUGGUCCCGGCGACAGGCAGGGGUACGCAGCCGCAGAGCCGUGCCUGCUGCGGCGCAUGUGCGCCCUCUCUCCCCCCGCCCCCCCGCCCUGUGCCGUUCUGCUCCAUGGGACGCGAGCUGCUUUUUCCCUGCAGCCCGGGGGAGGAGAAAGAGGAAGAUGCCGGGAAAGCUGAAGGUCAAAAUUGUGGCAGGGCGCCAUUUGCCUGUGAUGGACCGCGCUAGUGACCUGACUGACGCCUUCGUGGAGGUAAAAUUUGGAAAUACAACAUUUAAGACAGAUGUGUAUCCCAAAUCACUUAAUCCUCAGUGGAAUUCUGAGUGGUUCAAAUUUGAAGUAGAUGAUGAAGAGCUACAAGAUGAACCUCUCCAGAUCACAGUUCUUGAUCAUGAUACCUACAGUGCUAAUGAUGCCAUUGGCAAAGUGUACAUAGAUAUUGAUCCUUUGCUCUAUAGUGAAGCAGCUACAGUUAUUUCAGGAUGGUUUCCAAUUUAUGAUACCAUUCAUGGUAUACGUGGGGAGAUCAAUGUGGUGGUGAAAGUAGAUCUCUUCAAUGAUUUAAACAGAUUUAGACAGUCAUCCUGUGGAGUCAAGUUUUUUUGCACUACAUCUAUUCCUAAAUGUUACAGAGCAGUAAUAAUUCAUGGAUUUGUGGAAGAACUUGUAGUUAAUGAAGACCCAGAAUACCAAUGGAUAGACCGAAUUCGUACACCAAGGGCAUCGAAUGAGGCUAGACAAAGACUUAUUUCACUCAUGUCAGGUGAAUUGCAGAGGAAGAUUGGCUUGAAGGUGCUUGAAAUGAGAGGAAAUGCUGUUGUUGGUUACUUGCAGUGUUUUGAUUUGGAGGGAGAGUCUGGACUAGUAGUGCGAGCCAUAGGAACAGCCUGUACGUUGGAUAAAAUAAGUAACACAUCAGCAUUUUUACCUGCAUGUAACUCCCCAUCCAAAGAAAUAAAGGAGAUUCCCUUCAAUGAAGAUCCCAAUCCCAAUACUCAUUCAUCAGGACCCUCCACCCCUCUGAAAAACCAAACCUAUUCCUUUUCACCUUCCAAGUCCUACAGUCGACAGUCCUCUUCUUCUGACACAGAUUUGAGUUUGACACCCAAAACUGGAAUGGGCAGUGGGAGUGCUGGAAAAGAAGGGGGGCCAUUUAAAACUCUUUUAAGACAACAGACUCAGUCAGCUCUGGAACAAAGGGAAUUUCCAUUUUUUACCUUGACGACCUUUCCACCAGGCUUUCUCGUCCACGUUGGUGGUGUUGUCAGUGCACGGUCUGUGAAGCUUCUGGAUCGCAUUCACAAUCCUGCCUUUGUCGGAAUUAUGGGUAACACAAGAUCAUACAAACUGCUAGACUGGAAUAGUUUCAAUUCAGAUGAACCAGAGACACGAGAUGCAUGGUGGGCAGAAAUCAGACAAGAAAUAAAAUCCCAUGCCAAGGCAUUGGGUUGUCAUGCUGUAGUGGGCUACAGUGAAUCAACUAGCAUUUGUGAAGAGGUCUGUAUUUUGUCCGCGUCUGGCACAGCAGCUGUACUGAACCCUAGGUUUCUUCAGGAUGGCACCAUGGAAGGCUGUUUGGAACAAAGGUUGUCAUGGCAGCCUGGCUUCUUUUCCAUAGGGUCAGAGAAGGGAGAGGUUGAUUUUUUUCCCCAGAGCCAAGAUAGUUCUUCUCUAUUAGGGAUUGAAGAAGCUUCACCACCAGGUUGUGGAUUUUGCCAUAUACCAUAUGAUGAAUUGAACAUGCCAUUCCCUGCUCACCUCACUUAUUGUUACAACUGCAGAAAGCAAAAAGUUCCUGAUGUCCUUUUCACUACAAUUGAUCUUCCUGUAGAGGCAAUAGUUAUUGGGAAGGGAUGUCUUAUUCAAGCCAGGUUAUGCCGUCUAAAGAAGAAAGCUCAAGCUGAAGCAAAUGCGACAUCUAUCAGUAAUCUCUUGCCAUUUAUGGAAUAUGAAGUGCACACCCAACUGAUGAAUAAACUUAAGCUGAGAGGAAUGAAUGCUUUGUUUGGGCUGAGAAUUCAGAUCACUGUGGGUGAAAAUAUGCUAAUGGGGUUAGCAUCUGCAACAGGUGUGUAUCUAGCAGCUCUGCCAACACCUGGUGGUAUUCAGAUUGCUGGGAAGACUCCAAAUGAUGGCACUUACGAGCAGCAUAUAUCACACAUACAAAAGAAAAUAAAUGAUACUAUAGCAAAAAACAAGGAACUUUAUGAGAUUAAUCCUCCAGAGCUACCUGAAGAAAUCAUUGGGUCUCCCAUUCCAGAGCCAAGACAACGUUCCAGGUUAUUAAGGUCUCAAUCAGAAAGCUCUGAUGAAGUUACAGAGCUAGACCUUUCACAUGGGAAAAAGGAUGCUUUUGUCUUGGAGAUUGAUGAUACAGAUGCAAUGGAAGAUGUACACUCUUUACUGACAGAUGUUCCACCACCUUCUGGUUUUUACAGUUGCAACACAGAAGUUAUGCCUGGUAUAAAUAACUGGACACCAGAAAUUCAAAUGUUCACAGCAGUAAGAGUAUCCAGAUUAAGCAACAUUAACCUAACAAAUCAAACCCUUAAUAAGAACUUUAAUGAUCUCUGUGAGAAUCUGUUGAAGAGCUUGUAUUUUAAACUUCGAUCUAUGGUUCCCUGCUGCCUUUGUCAUGUAAAUUUUACAGUUGCUCUACCAGAGGACGAAUUAGUUCAGAUCGCAGUCACAGCUGUUGCAAUUACAUUUGACAAAAACCAAGCAUUACAAGCCAACAAAACCCCUACAGAAAAAUCACAGCAAAGAGCAUCUACAGACAAUGAAGAGCAGCUACAAUUUCCAUUGGAACUUUGCUCAGAUCCCCUUGCUUCUCAACCAUUCUCACCAGCUAAAGAAGAAAGCUGUUGUCCUCUACUACUUGACUCUGCUCAUAUAUUAAUUAAUUUUGUCUUAUUAGAAGUCCUGGAAGGUGCAAGUUCCCACACAGGUAUUCCUGCUGCUCAGAGAGCAGCGUCAGUUGAUUACAGUUCCUUUGCAGACAGAUGCAACAGCUGGAUAGAGCUCAUUAAACUGAAAGCUCAGACCAUAAGGCGCGGAUCAAUUAAGACAACAGCUUCCCUUGAUAAAGCAAGUCCAUUGGCUGAGGGAUACUUAAGGCACCGUUCUGUUCCAUCAUGCACCAAUUCUACCAUCUCAGUUGUUAAGAUGACGCCACUUUCUUUUCUACCUGGGGCAAAAAUAACCAAGUAUCUUGGGAUAAUCAACAUGUUUUUUAUACGAGAAACCACUUCUUUGCGUGAGGAGGGUGGUGUCAGUGGUUUUCUCCAUGCUUUUAUUGCUGAAGUUUUUGCAAUGGUGAGAGCUCAUGUUGCAGCUUUAGGGGGGAAUGCUGUUGUCUCGUACAUAAUGAAGCAGUGUGUUUUCAUGGAGAAUCCAAACAAAAAUCAGGCUCAGUGUUUAAUAAACGUCAGUGGUGAUGCAGUCAUCUUUGUACGUGAAUCUGAGUUAGAAAUGUUACCAGUACAACCUUCUACGCUUGUUUCUCAACCCACAAGUUCUGGAGGAGAUGUUACAACAUGAAGACAGAAGAAGUUGAAGUAGGCCCUGCCAAAUAAAAAGUUUAUUUAAAAUGUGGGAAUGUUUAGGUUUGCAUCUUCAAAAUCAGCAUUUUCCUGUAGCAUGAACAGCCAAAAUCUAAGACAAUCUCUAUAUGUUGUCCUUUAUGUAAUAGGGCAGCAAAUGGGCAGGGAUGCUUUGAUUCUUUUGUUAUAAUUUCAAGCUGCUGUGAAACCUAGACAGUAGGUGAAGCACUGAUAUGAGAGUAUGGAUUAAAAUAGUAGGCAUCACAUGGUACUGUGAAAGUAAACAAAAAUUCUGUUCCAUUUUUAGCUGUUCAACAGGACCAUGAUAAGUUGUAAUUCAGAACCAUUUCUGAGUUUGCGUAUUGUAUUAGCUGAUUCUCAGCUCAGUUUAAGAAAUAAAAGGGGUCAGGGUGGGUGCGAGAUAACUGAGAAGCCUGUAUUAGCAACUGUUGCUGAAGGAGUGAGAGAUUUGUGCACAGGCUAAGAAAAUGUGGGCUGAAGUCUGAACUUACCUUAGAUCAUAGAGCGUGAAGCAGAAGCAGCAGCACCAAAAAGUCAGUUUGAAUUUCUGUGCACUAAAAAUAUUUUUCAGCUGUUUGCGAAUUGCUGAUAUUUUUAAAAAUUAUUACUAUACAGCAUAUGUUUUGGAUGGGUGUUUUGGGGUAUUUUUUGUCAUUUGUUUUUGUUUUUAAAAGGUGCCAGACCAUGAUGCUAUGUUCCUAGUCAUCCCUAUGGUUAAAAAAGAAAAAAAGAACAAAAAGUUCCAAAGUGUGUUUGGUGCUAUUAUAAGAUGUUCACUUCAGUACUGACAAAAUGGAUCUGUUGUUUUGUUUUUUUUAAUACAAGAUUCUGUGAAAGAAUUACCCUGAGACAUAUUUUCUUCAGGCAUGAUCUUUUGUAAGGAUAAUGUAAACAGUCCUCCAGAAGUCAGUCAUACAGAGGUAUACUCCACCCUCCUUUGCAUUUAACAAGUUGGAAAUGGGUGAUGUAUGUUUGUAAUGCUGGUUUCUACAAGUUGGUUUUGGUUUGUUGUUUGGGGUUUUUUUUCCCCCAGUACAGUAGCUGGGAAAUGAUGGUACUGCAAAGAAAGGAAAUUUGUAAUUUCCAGUAAAUAUCUGAAAGAUGGUGAUAUUUUAAUGUAAAAAAUGAAAACUUUGAUUUGAAGAUGCAUUGUUACUUAAUUCUGACAAUACCAUAUAUGGAACUUGAACAAACAUGUAAACUUGAAUGUAAAUAUUCUGCUUAGUGUUGAAAUUAAGCAUUGGCAUGAUUACAUGUUAAAACUAAUUAUUUCAUUGUAAAUGAGCAUGGAAAUCAUACUUGCACAAUAAAUUCCUUUAUAAAAUUUAUUGCCUUUUUAUGUGUGUAAUAGUUAAAUGUGUACUCUGGAUACAUAUUAAAGAUGUCUCAGUCCCAUUCUCCUCAGAGAAAAAUUUUUUUAUAUAGGAUGUUACAACCUGAUUAUUUAAAAUUUGGACAGGUAAUUGUAUUUGAAGUGUUUGAAUUAGGUGCUUACCAGAACACUUGUCUUAUACAGUUGUCUUUCUAAAUUUUGUAGCUGUUGCAACCAGAGCUGCCAUAAACUUGUCACCUAUAAAUAGUUGCAGCUCUCUUAAUUAUUUUGCAAGGCAAAUCUUGUUUCCCUUGAAGCUGAUGUCAGAAUAUUAAUAACUUCAGAAGGUCUUGAAUCUGGUACAAGAAGUUGUUUUCUAAGUAUUCAGCAUGGAAAUAUUCUCUGAAGUAGCACAUUAAAUUAUCUUUU